This is a messenger RNA of Numida meleagris (helmeted guineafowl), 4224 nucleotides long. It is a transcript of the gene GABRP, whose product is annotated as gamma-aminobutyric acid type A receptor pi subunit. NCBI's taxonomy places the organism in Eukaryota, Metazoa, Chordata, Aves, Galliformes, Numididae. Gene Ontology annotation, cellular component: GABA-A receptor complex; synapse; membrane. The transcript is spliced from 11 exons. Gene Ontology annotation, biological process: chemical synaptic transmission; regulation of membrane potential; signal transduction. The coding region runs from base 1005 to 2339 and encodes 444 amino acids. The record is from RefSeq and is a predicted model, not a curated record. Gene Ontology annotation, molecular function: extracellular ligand-gated monoatomic ion channel activity; GABA-A receptor activity; neurotransmitter receptor activity.
GUUGAUUUUAUCUUUAUGCCCCUCUAAUUCCUUUCUGCUGAAAUGACACAAUUUCAUUAUUUUCAAAUUCUACUCACAUGAGAAUCUUUCCAUAAUUACCUUUUAUUUCCCUUUUCCUUGUCUGGCAUACUCAGAACUGAGCAGAGUACUCAGUGAAGCUUCUCAGUAAACCACCUCCGCUUUAUUUGCUUUUAAUGUAAGAAGAUCUACAGCCUUUAUCCAUUUGUGUACGUGCACGGUUUGGAAGGGCACACCAUUUCAUGUUCCACGAGGGAGUUAAUGUCAUGCAUGCUUGUCUCGGCUGAUAGGAACGAGAAUAAUUAAGUCUCACAUAAAAUACCUGCACAUACACAAUGGAGGAGACUGAGUGAGCAGAACCGCUGAGGUGGGAGGGACCGUAUAUAUAGGGUUACAGUUACAGGGUUGGCAAGUUGAGAGCAAAAUCAUAGAAAGCAAUGUUGCUUGGCUGGUGAUCUCUGUGCCUGCUGGGAGGCAAGAUGAGCUUCCUGCACCCGGCCCUGGAUCCCUGCCUGCAGUGAGGGGCAGGUUUGCCGAAUGAAUGAAACCUGUGCUCGGAAAUAGUUCCCCAGCGUGACGGAGCACAGGCAGCUGUGAGCUCACGGAUCUGCAACCACAGGAGAUAGAAAAUUGCAGGCAAGUUCAGAUUACAGCUAGAGUUAAGAUCGCCAGUGCAGGAGAAAAAUGUGCCUGGAGCAAGCUAAAUUUCUGUAUAAAACAACUUACUUAUAAAUGUUAUAGACAUGGUUAUUUGUUUAGAGUAAAUGAAUUGACCAAACAGAAGCCAAGCUUGAUGUUCUGGAGGAAGAAUUUAUUUCACGUGCUGCUCCACAGCUCAUCCCCUUUCCCUGCAUCCACAUCUGAUGUCGCUUUUUGUCCUGACCAGCGGAGCACUGAGCUUGUGAAUCUGUUGACGCACUACAGGAUCUCACUAACUUCUAGUUCUGCAAUAAUAAGAAGAGCAAAUACUGAAACAAUCUCCAGAGAUGUUCUGCAGAUAUUUUUGUUUCUUCAGUCUGUGUCUUUUCCUUCAAACACAAAGGAAAUGCUCACUGGGGCGUGUGUCCACCUUGGGCGGCACUGACACAGCAUCCCUCCCUGGAUUUGAGAACCUCACGAUGGGAUACAACAAAUACCUCAGGCCCUACUUUGGUGGAGAGCCUGUUCAAAUUGCAAUGAGCCUGGACAUUGCGAGUAUUUCUAGUAUAUCCGAGAGUGACAUGGAUUACACAGCUACUAUCUACUUGCGGCAGCGCUGGACAGAUCCCCGCUUAGUCUUUCAUGGCAACAAGAGCUUCACGCUGGAUGCUCGUCUAGUGGAAUUGCUCUGGGUACCAGACACGUACAUCGUGGAGUCAAAAAGGUCCUUCCUGCACGAUGUCACUGUGGGGAACCGCCUCAUAAGGCUGUUCUCUAAUGGCACGAUCUUGUAUGCCUUAAGAAUCACUACUACUGUUGCUUGUAACAUGGACCUGUCAAAAUAUCCCAUGGACACACAGACAUGCAGACUGCAGCUAGAGAGCUGGGGAUAUGAUGAAAAUGAUGUCAUCUUCACAUGGUUGAGAGGAAAUGACUCUGUCCACGGCAUAGAAAAGUUGCGGCUCUCUCAGUACACAGUGGAACGUUACUACACCCUCAUCUCAAAGUCACAGCAGGAAACAGGCAGUUACCCACGACUGAUCCUGCAGUUUGAGCUGAGAAGAAAUGUCCUUUACUUCAUUUUGGAGACCUAUGUGCCAUCUACUCUGCUUGUUAUGUUGUCCUGGGUUUCUUUUUGGAUCACGCUGGAUUCAGUGCCUGCAAGAACCUGCAUUGGAGUAACAACAGUGCUUUCCAUGACAACUCUGAUGAUUGGUUCACGAAGCUCACUUUCAAAAACCAACUGUUUUAUUAAGGCCAUUGAUGUUUACCUUGGCAUCUGCUUCACCUUCAUCUUUGGUGCCCUCGUGGAAUACGCAGUGGCUCACUACAGCUCAUCACAAAAACGUACAGCUAAAACACCUCAAGAGGGGCCUGCAAACGAACUUAAAGAAAUGGAAGAACUCAACAUCACUAGCAUCCUCAGCAGCUCCAUCACGAGCUAUAAACAGCACAUUAGUUUUACAGGCAUUGAGAUUUCCAGUGAUAAUAUUAACUGCAGUGACUUGACCAUGAAAACUCAUGAGAAAAUCAAAUGCUUCUUGAGAAACAAAAUGCACAGGAUUAUCGAUUCCUUCACAAUUCAGAACCCCAGUAAUGUAGAUCACUACUCCAAAUUGCUUUUUCCAUUGUUUUUUAUGCUGGUCAAUGUGUUUUAUUGGGCUUAUUAUUUAUAUUUUUAGUAGGAAGGGGUUGUUUUGUUCUCCCACUUCAGUGGGAGCAGAAUCCUGCCAAUGGUCAUCUAGGUAUCUAACCUCAGUGAAUCAAACAUGGACAAAAUGUUCUGUGUUUCCUGAGGUACAGAGCAAAAGAGUGGGUGGGGUAUGUGAGAUGCAAAGCCUUCAUGCUUCAGCAUUAGCAACAAUGACUCUGGACACCUGCUUGUUCAGCCGAGUGGCUUUGCUGGGCUCUUGGCUUGUAUGGCCUCUUCAUUACAGCAUCCAGCCUCUCUGGCCAGGGAUGGAUACAUAGGACUGCAUGUGGCAGUCCACAGAUAACUAGAAGUAGCAAAAUUAUCCUGAUAACCUGAAGUGAAUUGGAACCUUCUAGUGCAGAUCUCUACGAGGAUGUACGAUUACAGCUUUUAUUCUUUGUUUGCCAGAGAUAACAGUAACAGAGGGACUGUGAUUGCUGUCUCAAUAGCUCCUCUGUUCCAGUGAACCCAAAGGCAGCAGUGUGCUGUGCACAGAGGAACAGCUCCCGUGCACGGCACUUCCCUGUCCCGGGGGUGAUGCAGUGCCAGAGCAGUGAUUUCAGUGAUGCUGGCAGCAGCGCAGUUGUAUGCCUCGCUGUUUUUAAUACCUGGCAGACUCGAUGAGGUAAUCUUCAUUUGCUGAAGUUACCCAUCCCUGAGAGAGAUGGAUGGGCUCUGCAUUUGUAAAGCUGGGUUUUUUGUUUGUUUGUUUGUUCUUGUUUCGUUUUUUUUUUUCUUUGGAUACUUUUGGAUUCUUUGGAGAUUUGGAUACAGAGUCUAUGGGCAACAAAAGCCUUUUUUAACACAUCUCAUGUUCUUCCUGUUUGGCUGCUUACUGUUGUGCUGCAGUUGAACAGAUUUCUCUCCCUUCCAUGUCUUCCUCGCAAAUAGAUUGUUCUUCAUCCUGGAGAGUGCCUUCAGGUUUCAGUGCUAUAAGUAGCCCUUGUUUCUUGCCAGUCGUGCAAGAGCGGCCAAUUUUCUGUCCCCCUUUUUAUAUGGUUCUGCAGCUGUGGCGAGUCAGCAGUUCUGUUGGGUGAAAAACCCAUGAGUGGGGACACAGGCACAAUGAUCCAAAUCAGUCUUUUCCUCUCUGUUUAAGCCUGAAAAAAUAUUAAGUUUCUGCAGAAAUUCAUAUUCUAAGUAAUCCAUGGAAACUGCCAGUUGGCUUUACUUACCCUGCAACUAGCUGGACUGAGAGCACUGUUACAGAAAUAAAUACGUGGCACAUGCUUCAAAUACUGAAUGUUUGGGAACCAAAUGGCACUUGGUACUAUGUAUCUUUAGGCUAGUAGAAGGCUCUUCAUUUCCCGGUUUUAAAAUCAGCAUUUUAUGGCAGACUUUUUUUCCCCUCCUUUUUUGGUCUAUGAAACUUUCAUUGCUUUGAGGGUGUAAUCUUGCAGUUUUAUAGGCAAAAGAGUAACUGCCUGUAGUGGCUGCUGGUCAGCAGGAGUUUGGGCUGAACGAGGUCUCUCAGCAUGCAGUUUAUAUUCUAGUCUCACGCAUGCAGUGUGAGCUUAGUGCAGGAGUCUCUUACUGGGACUUGCUAUAGAAGGUGGGCAAAGCACGUGAAACUAUAGAUUAUUAUUUUUUUUAACCUUAAUAACUUUUUAUUGAACCACCUCGCCACGCUAUAUUGUGAAGGAUCUAAGCCACAUAUUCAUAAAUCAAAGAUUUUACAAAGCGCAGCACAAAAAGACAAAGGGGAACAGACUGACAGUGGCAAGUGAAUAAACACAAACUCUAAUAAUGAAAUGUUGGCUUGUAUAUACUGGCAUUUAAACUCCAUUCCAUAAAAUGUAAUAAAGUGAAUAUUGGUGAUAUGAACACAAACCCCCAGAGAGAUCCUCUAUUAAAAGAAAAAAAUCAUUGCCUUC